This is a messenger RNA of Seminavis robusta, 1773 nucleotides long. The record is from the annotation of a GenBank genome assembly. NCBI's taxonomy places the organism in Eukaryota, Bacillariophyta, Bacillariophyceae, Naviculales, Naviculaceae.
AUGAGAGAGCAGGAGUCUUCUUGUCCACGAAAGGGAUUUCGCUCGUUUGAUGUUUUCGUUUGGAAUUUUGACGUUGGCCUGACACUUUCUUCUCUCUCUCCUGCCAGGGUUUCAUUCCGACGCAAGAAGAAGGACGAGAAGGAGCCCAAGGCUAGCAAGGAGGAUGCCAAGCCCGCUGCCGAGGCCAAGAAGCCUGCCGCAAAAGAAGAAAAGAAGGCUGCACCAAAGAGCGCUCCAGCCAAGCCACCCACUCUCGAUGACAUUCCUCAAUUGAUUGAGACUAUGCUCAACUCCAAGGGAGAGAAGAGUGCCGCCGCCACCAAGCGCAUUUACGAAUUGUGCGAUGUUGGACACAAGCAGAACCGUGUGCCCAUGGUUUGCAGUGGAAAGUAUGAUGUGCUCACACCCCUUGCACAGUGCUUGACACAAGAAAGCGGCGAUGGUCGUCACUUGGCCUGCUUGGCCUUGAACAACCUCUCCAUCCCCACUGAAAACAAGCGUGUCAUGGCACUUGGACCUGCUUCUGAGGAAGUCAUUGGAGGACUCUGCAAGGUCAUUGCCGAGGACAAGCAAGAAUCUUACUUGUGCUGCAUCUGUUUGAUGAAUCUUUCCUUCCUUGAGGCAAGCAUCACCACCAUCCUUCAGCAUUCACCAUCCCCCGAUGGCAAGACUCUUGCUCCUCUUGAGAACCCCGCCUCUUUGCUUCGGGUUCUCGAGAAGCUCCUCACCAACUCUCCCGCCGUCCCCAAGUCUGGUUCCGGCAAAUCAGAGGGUGUCCGUUGGGCUUGCGGUUUGAUCAAGAACUUGGCCAAGAGUGAAGAGAAUGCCGCCUUGAUCGGACAAACCGACAUUCCCAAGUGCGUUGUGGAGAACAUUCGCUCUACCACUGCCCCUCCCUCUCGCUGGACUUCCAACAGUUUGGAGGAUUUCUCGCUGUUUGUCAUCCUCAACCUUGCCCAGUGGCCUGUCUCUCGCGACGCCCUCAUCCAGGCUGGUGCCGUUGAUGUCAUCAAGAACAUCAUGUCGGAAGGUGAUUUGCAAGGGCUGAAGGCCACCAUGGCUUGUGCCUUCCUCGAUGCCCAGUGGGCCUCUUUCCCAGAUGGAGGAAGCCCUGCGGCCAAGUCUGUCUCCGAGCUCAUGACCAACAUUGUCGAAAAGAAGGGCAAGGAUGGUCAAUACGCCUACGGUGUCUUCAAGCUGUACACUGCUACCAAGGCCUUCCGUGACUUGUGCCUCGCGGCCAAGAAGGCCGAUUCUGAUGGGGAAGAAUCCAACACCAAGGUCCUUGCUGUGCCUUCAGCUGUUGCCUUGAACUUCCAGAUCAUUUCUGACCUGGUGUUGUCCGCCAUGGAUGAUGCCGAGGGAGGCUCCAAGUAUGUUCCCGAUGCCAUGUCUGCGGAAUUCGCCGUGGGGGCCAUCGAAGCUAUGCUCCCAUCCAUUCUGACGCCUGCAGAACCUCCACGCACAUCCAUCCAAAGCGAGAAGGCCUGCGGCGAGAUUGCACAGAUGCUUGUUACCUACUCUGAGGUUGCCGGCACAUCAAGCGAAGCAAAAGAGAGUGCACGAAACGCCUCCAACAAAAUCAAGGAAGCAUCUGGUUCGGCACGACCUGUAUUGGAAAUCUCUCAUGAUCUAUGGACUCAAUACCGCAAGCGUGAAGGACAGCCGAUGGAUCAAUUCAUUUCGCAGGAGAAGGGCAUUGAGGUCAACGAGCAGGGACCACUGGAUUUCUUGCCAUGCGCAUCGAACGAUGGCAACUGUAUUAUUCUCUAA